CAAACUUCUCACCAACAUUGCCUGUCAGCAUGAUUCUGUCAUAUUUGUCUUUCCAACCGUUGUUAUUUUAGGUUAGAAUAAAAAUGUAUCGUUUAAUCUUCUAGUUUAUUUCUCUCGUAAAGAACGUUUUCCAUUAAAAUCAUCAAAAUGAAAGUGACAGUGACCACAUUGACUGAUUUUAUUUUCGUCCUCGAUGUCUCCGAAGAUUUGGAAUUGGAAAAUUUCAAAGCGUUUUGUGAGGUUGAAACAGGGUUUCCGGCCACCGAAAUUGUCAUCGCCUACAAUGGAAUGCCUUUAAUGGACAACAAAAAGUCGCUGAAAGAACAUGGGAUUCGCGACGGUGAUGCUGUGAUCCUUCAACAUAUGUUGCAACAUGGGGCUUCACAGAGUUCAUUUGAUUUACAAGGAGUUCCUAGACUGGAUUUUAGCGGAAUCCAAGUUCCCAAUUCUACCAGAGGGAAUCAGGUGUCUCCAGGACGCCCUUCUGAAGAUGACCCUGUUCUAAUCAGGGACAUGUUUUUGGCAAAUCCUGAUCAGUUAGCGUUGUUGAAGCAAAAUAAUCCACGACUCGCUGACGCCUUGCUGACUGGUAACAUAGACACUUUCGCUUCUGUUCUUCGAGAGCAAGUGCAAGCGCGCCAAGAACGUGAACAACAAAGAUUAAGAAUGUUGAAUGCCGAUCCGUUCGAUACUGAGGCUCAGCGUCUCAUCGCCGAAGAAAUCCGUCAGAAGAACAUCGAAGCUAACAUGGAGGCUGCCAUGGAGUACAACCCCGAAUCGUUCGGCACAGUCGUUAUGCUUUACAUAAACUGUAGAGUGAACGGCUAUCCCGUUAAAGCCUUUAUUGACUCAGGUGCUCAAACUACCAUAAUGUCCAGCAGUUGUGCGGAAAGAUGUAAUAUAAUUCGGCUCGUGGACACUAGAUGGGCAGGGAUUGCAAAAGGUGUGGGAGUGCAGAAAAUCAUCGGGAGAAUUCACAUGGUACAAAUCCAGAUCGAGAGUGAUUAUUUAACGACGAGUUUUUCCGUACUUGAAAACCAACCAAUGGAUAUGUUGUUAGGGUUGGAUAUGCUCAAAAGACAUCAAUGUUGCAUUGAUUUGCGAGCAAACGUCUUGAGAAUCGGUACAACCGGGACUGAAACUAAGUUUCUUGCCGAGUCGGAUUUACCCGAAUGUGCCCGACUGAGUACAAUUAGUGAAGAAGAUGUCAUUUCUAGGUCGAUCAAGGAGUCUGAAGAUAGGCAACUACAGGAAGCUUUGAGAAAUAGUCAGUUAUCAAAAAAACCUAAAAGGCCGAAAAGUAACGAUCCCACUUCUGGGAGUUCAGUUCAUGGUUCCAAAUCCAAUCCACCACCAAGCAAUACUCAAGUUUUACCAACAGACAAAUUUUCCGAAAGUGACGUUAAAGAACUGACAGGUUUAGGAUUUUCGCGAGAACAAGUCAUAUCUGAGUUGCGUGCGUUUAACGGUGAUAAAACACAAGCGACUGCCGCAUUGUUUGCAAAAUCUUUAAAAUUUUAAGUGCAUUUAAACUGGUCACUUUAGCUUUUAUAGGUUUAGGUUAUUAGGUUUUUGAUAUUGUGGUUGAUAAUAACUUUUCAAUUGACAUAUCUAUACAUGAAAAUUUGGGUUUUUAUUAUUAUUGGCUGGUCCAUCUCAUAUUUUAAUAAGGUGACAAAUAACAUCGUUUACCGUUUUCUUAUAAUAGUGCAUUUUUAAAGACUGUAUAUUUUGCUCUCGGAUAUUUAAUUAAGAACAUGCACGAUGUAUCGUAUUUUCUUUCGAAAUAGAAUUAGCUUAUUUUUUGCAUUGUUAUAAUAAAUGACUGUUUUUCAGUGAAUUCCUGCAGAUUUUGACUUAAUCUGUGUUAAACUCGCACAGAGUAUAUCAAGUGGUAUCACCACUUUAUAUGCUCACGAGGUUGUAGUACGGUUUUUAAACAUAAAUAUGUAUAGUGGGUAUCUGCAUUGGUAUUGAUAUUGAAAGUGGGACUUGUGUUAAUAAAAAAUAUAAUCUCA
This is a messenger RNA of Tribolium madens (black flour beetle), 2018 nucleotides long. It is a transcript of the gene rngo, whose product is annotated as protein DDI1 homolog 2. The transcript has 7 exons. Bases 148 to 1521 code for a protein of 457 amino acids. Gene Ontology annotation, biological process: proteolysis. The record is from RefSeq and is a predicted model, not a curated record. Gene Ontology annotation, molecular function: protein binding; aspartic-type endopeptidase activity. NCBI's taxonomy places the organism in Eukaryota, Metazoa, Arthropoda, Insecta, Coleoptera, Tenebrionidae.